Molecule: messenger RNA, 3777 nt
Organism: Megalobrama amblycephala (Wuchang bream)
Lineage: Eukaryota; Metazoa; Chordata; Actinopteri; Cypriniformes; Xenocyprididae
Gene: plcd4a
Product: phospholipase C, delta 4a
Exons: 16
Coding region: 455-2740 (761 amino acids)
Biological process (GO): lipid metabolic process; intracellular signal transduction
Molecular function (GO): calcium ion binding; phosphatidylinositol-4,5-bisphosphate phospholipase C activity
Source: RefSeq, a predicted model, not a curated record
AGUGUUAAAUAUCACAUCUGCGCAUGUGGAGAUAAAACCUUUAGGUUGUCACACCGCAGGAAUGCAACACUCCAAUUACGCAAUACGCAGGAUUGUGUUUCCUCCACAAAACUGACAUACCCUUGUUUUAUCUGUACAGAGGGACAGAGAGACACAAAACAAAGCAGCCAGAGGGGAGGGAGGAGGGCAAGAGAUGUUUUGACUCCCAAAGGAGAAAGAAAGUGUAUUUUGUGGAUAACGGGCCGUGUGUUUGUGUGGAUCUGUGGGUGUGUGGUUGUGCGUCAGAGGGAGGUGUGUUGUGGUACGAUCAGCUGUGGCGAGAUGUGGACAGUCAGUCCGGCUCUGUUGCAGCGGGGGCCACAUUACACCGGCUUCUCCUGAGUUGUACUUCUCUUCAAAGCUCAAAUACAGAUCCGACUAUGAGCCCACAGAGGAAACAGGAGACGCCUAAAAAAUGACAGAACGACUGAUGGCUUCUACUGAAAGGAGCCUACGUAUCCAGGCUGAUGACAACCUGAAGUCCAUGAUCGUCGGCACAGUGAUGAGAAAAAUCAAGUCUCGCACAUGGAAAAAGCAGCGUUAUUUCCGGCUACAAGAAGACUGCAUGACUAUCUGGUACAAGAGCAAGAAGGCUGGAAAUGCCCACUCCACCUUUUCUGUUGGUGAUGUGGAGGCCGUGCGGGAAGGGCACCAAUCUGAGGUUCUGCUUAGCAUUGCUGACGAGUUCCCACCUGACCGCUGCUUCACCCUUGUGUUUCGUGGUCGACGGGGCAACUUAGACCUAGUGGCCGAAUCAGCAGAGGAGGCACAAUCAUGGAUAAAAGGGAUACGCAAACUCAUCGAUAACCUGGAGAACAUGGGGCAGAGAGAGAAACUAGACCAAUGGAUCUGUGAUUGGUUCAAAAAGGCAGACAAAAACAGAGAUGGGCGGAUGAACUUUAAGGAGGUCAGAGAUCUGUUGAAGAUGAUGAACGUGGACAUGAAUGAGCAUCACGCUCUCCGUCUCUUUACGAUGGCAGACAAGUCUCAGUCAGGUACUCUUGAAGACGAUGAGUUUGUGCUGUUCUAUAAGAUGCUGACUCAGCGUGAAGAUGUCCUGCGAGUGUUUCAGGAAUAUUCAAGUGAUGGACAAAAGCUAAUGCUCCAAGAUCUGAAAGAUUUCCUGCGGGAGGAGCAGCUACACGAGGAUGAAGUUCAGCAGUAUGCACUCAAUCUCAUUGAACGCUAUGAACCUUCAGACACGGCAAAAAUGUUGCAAGCAAUGACAUUUGAUGGAUUCCUGAUGUACCUGAGCUCAUCAGAGGGCUCCAUCUUCAACCCUACCAUGGUGGAACUUUACCAGGACAUGACUCAGCCUCUCUGUCAUUACUUCAUAUCAUCUUCUCAUAACACAUACCUUCUGGAGGACCAAAUCAGAGGACAUAGUAGCGUGGAAGGCUAUAUACGAGCACUAAAACGUGGCUGUCGAUGUGUAGAAGUGGACUGCUGGGAUGGACCAAAUGGAGAACCAAUUGUCUACCAUGGACACACAUUGACCUCCAAGAUCUUCUUCAAGGAUGUAGUCACUGUGCUGAGCAACUAUGCCUUUAAAGCAUCGCAGUACCCUGUCAUCCUGUCCAUUGAGAACCACUGCAGUGUAGAGCAGCAGAAAGUCAUGGCCCAACACCUCACCCAGAUCCUGGGAGACAAGCUGCUGAAAAGCACUUUAGAUGGAAAGAUUCCCAUCGGCCUCCCGUCCCCCGAGGAUCUGAAAGGGAAGAUUCUGUUGAAAGGAAAGAAGAUAGGAGGAUUAGAGGAUAGCAUGAAUGGAGUGGUGGAUGACCCUUUGACAGGAGAGGUGAGCGACGAAGAGGAGACUGCUGAAAUUGAUGAUGACCAUCAUCGUAACGACAGCAUACGGCAUAGAGGCAAGAAAUCCAAGCAGCGUCUAUCUAAAGAGCUGUCCGACUGUGUGGUUUACUGCAAGAGUGUCCACUUUAGCGGCUUUAAACAUUCACGAAUUCACUCCAAGUUUUACGAGAUCUCCUCCUUCACGGAGUCUAAGGCCCGGAAACACAUAAGGGAGGCAGGAGCGGAGUUCGUUCUCCAUAACGCUCGUCAGUUGAGCCGGGUUUACCCCAGUGGUUUGAGAACUGACUCAUCCAACUUCAACCCACAGGACAUGUGGAACGCAGGGUGCCAAAUUGUUGCUCUGAACUUUCAGACCGCAGGGGUUGAGAUGGAUCUAAAUGACGGCUUAUUCAGUCAGAAUGGGCAUUGUGGCUACGUACUGAAACCAGCGUUUAUGCGCAACAUUGACGAGAGGUUUGACCCAGAAAACCCCCAAAACCGAGAUGGUUACAAUCCGCUUAGCCUGUCUAUACAGGUCAUCAGCGGGCAACAGCUUCCCAAGGUAAACAUCAAGGAGGGCUCAAUUGUUGAUCCCCUCGUUCGGGUGGAAAUUCAUGGCGUACAGCUGGACCAGGCCAAGCAGGAAACCAGAUACAUUGACAACAACGGUUUCAACCCGGUAUGGUACGACACACUUCAGUUCACCGUUCACGCCCCUGAGUUGGCGCUGGUUCGGUUUGUCGUGGAAGACUAUGAUAAAACAUCAAAGAACGACUUUGUGGGACAGUUCACUCUCCCUUUCACCUGUAUUCAACAAGGAUAUCGUCACAUCCAUCUCCUGUCUAAGGACGGCACCAGCAUACCUCCUUCCUCGCUUUUUGUUCACAUCCGGAUAACUAAACUAACGUAAAACAAAGAGACUGAAUUUAAUGGUGUCUUACAUUGACACGUGCACAAAAGGAGCAACAAUUUCAAGUCUUCCCAGUCAACACUUGUUUGCAGAAUGCUGACAUCAUAUUUAUACUUAUUAUAAUAAUUUAGAAAAUGAAUUCAAAUGUAACAAUUCACACUUUUAAGGUAAAGUUGUGUUGCUAUAGAUUUAGUUAAUUUAUACGCCAAAUAAUUUUAUAGUCAUUUUAUUUACUUUAAACGUUUGUUAUUAAGAUUUGUGUGAUUGUAGGGAGCUGUCUAAGUUCAACUUCAAUGAGAUACAUGUCCAGGUUGUAUUUUAACCUCAAAAUCAAAAGAAAAAACAACAAGAUAAUGAAGCCUAUUUUGGUUUGUAUUAAGGACUAAAAUGUAGUUGCUAAAUUUAGUUAGUCAAUGACCCAGAUAUUUCAAAUGAGAUUCCCCCGCUGUUAGUGUUACCAUGCAUGGUGAGUCUUUAUCUUGCUUUGUGUAUUUUAGAUAUAUUUUAACAGAAAAGGUUUUGUUUCUUAGUCAUACCACUCCAUUUCAGUAGUACUUACAGUGGUGUGUGUGUUAACUGCUCUUUUGGAAUAAAGUACAGAGAUAAUGGGCACAAGGGUUCAAUUACAAUCUUCCUUUGGCCCUGAAGUACCUCAGGGGCCAGACUCAGUUACACAGAGAUACAGAAGGCAGUGAAAAUUACCCCGUUUGUUCCCACCUCCACCUACCUGGAUACAGUAUACUACUGUAUACAUUUCAAAAUACAUAUACUCUUGAAUGCAUCACCUUUCACCUAUGUAUAAGAGAAAUUAAAGUAGAUUAUUCUGAAUAAUGUCAAGUCAUUUGUUAAAUCAAAUGUAUGCUGCUGGACUAAUAGUGUUAAUUUUUGUAUUUCUAAGCUUUGUAUGAGGCGAAUCUAUAUACUGUUUUUGUAACAUUGCUCAGUAACUAACUGUAAACUGUCUGUUUUGCUUGUAUAUAUGUAUGUAUGUAUUUAUUUGCCAUAUUCAUCAAAGAAUAAAGAUAAUUUUAAAAGGA